AUCCUUGGCCACUAUUUGCAGUUUCGCUGUAGACGGCUGUGAGUGUCUUGCACGUGUGAGUUUGGUAAACUCGCGGUCAUGACGGCGCGCUCGUUUUCCCAGGAGCUCGAGGACUUAUUAAAUCCACAACCCAAGUUCGCGGAUCCGGAGGAUGAUGCGGACGAGGCGACGAAAGCCCGAGUGGUAGAGAGAUUCAGGGAGGAGGAGGAGGACGAGGGUCCGAUCCAGGCCCAGGUCGGGGCCCUGCGGAAACGGAAUGCCUCCCUGCUGUGGGACACAGACAAACGAUAUGUGGGGAAACCAGUGUCCCGUAAACAGCUGCUAAUGGACAUUGAAGGAUCUGAUGAAGAGGAGGAGGAGGAGGAAAAAGCAGUAGAAGACGAAGAAGGUGAUUCUGUAGAUGAGGAAGCUGAUGGAGUAGAAGAAGAAGAAGAUUCAGUAGAGGAUGAGGAGGUUGAUGAAGAGGAGUUUUUAGACACUAAAUCCAAACCAACUUCUAAAAGCUCUGACUUCACCUUUUCUAAAGACAUGGACUUCACCGAAACGACGGAAGGCAUGGACGACCUGGGAGUGAGUGAUGAUGAGGAUGGUACUGGGGAGGAGUCUGAAGGCAGCCAUGAUGAGGACCAAAGUUCUGACAUGGAAGACGAGCCGGAUGAGAGCACCAUCCGUACGUUCUCUCAGGACAAAGUGGACGAGGAGGUGGAGAAAGGCCGGGCUGUGAAGAACCAGCUGGCCUUGUGGGACCAGCUGCUCGAGGGUCGGAUCAGACUCCAGAAGGUUCUGGUGACGGCCAACCAGCUGCCGCAGCCGCCGACGUUCCCCGAGUUCAGGAGGAAGGGCGGAGCAGAGUUCUUCGGGGCGCUGAAAACCAGCCGCAAGGCCUUAAAGGCCCUUCAGAGGUCCCUGCUGGAGCUCCAGGACCAGCUGCUGCACCAGAACCCAGACACCAGGACCAUUGCUGCAGAGGAGGGUGGAAACGAGGAUGAGAGGGAGGUCGAUAGUGACGAAGAGCGGCCGGCGAAGGAGGCUGGAGCACCUAAAAGAAAGCUGGACAUGGCAGAGUACCCAGACUUCAUGGCAAAGCGUUUUGCGGCGUUCAAGCCGUACCGUGACGCCACGCUGCAGCGGUGGCACGACAAAACGCGGCUGACGCUGGGCAAGAGCAGCCGAGGCUUCGGCGCCUUCGACAGGAGCAUCCUCACCCAGGUGGAGCAGGUGCUGAUGGACGAGGAGAGGCUGCUGCGACGCACGCAGACCCGGCGCUCCGAGUACACCGUCCUGGGGAAAAGAGAGGUCCCCGAGGACGUCCCUGAGGACGUCCCCGCUGACGGCGAGCCGCAGCUCAAAGCUAACCCUCACCUGAAGAACGUGGACGAGGACAUAUUCGAUGACGACGACUUCUACCACCAGCUCCUGAGAGAGCUGAUAGAGCGCAGGACGAGCGUCGCCGACCCCAACGACCAGGUGGCCAUGGGCAGGCAGUGGCUCGCCAUCCAGAAGCUGCGCAGCAAGAUCAAGAAGAAGGUGGACACCAAGGCCAGCAAGGGACGCAAGAUCCGCUUCCACGUCCACAACAAGCUGCUCAACUUCAUGGCCCCCAUGGAGCACAGCUCGAUGAGCGACGAGGCCUGCAGCGAGCUGUACCGCGGCCUGUUCGGUCACAACCCCUCCGUCAGGAACUGACGUGCUCACAUGUCCAGACAGUCUUGUUCUUAUAAACUGUUAGCAAAAUAUUUAAGUAAAAAAAAAAAAUGUAAUCGUUGGAUGUGCAUCUUUUUAUGUUCUCCUAAUUCAAGAUGGCCCCCCAGAUAAUCAGCCUUAGAAUGUUUAUAACUCGUCAGAUUUACAGACAGUGAGCUACAAGUUGGCGUGGUAGUAGCUGAGGAUCAUCCCCCGAGUGCCAACAGGCAGCUUUGUUACAAGAACCUUCAGGAGUGUCAAACUGUUGCACGAAUGGACCAACGUUUAAAACUUUCCAAGUCAUGGGCCAGUUGUCGAUGUAUGAACCCAGUCAGGUACCAGACAUCCAUGAAAUUAGUCCCAUUUGAAGUUUUGUUGCACCUCCGCAUCAAAAUCGAAUAUUUCAGAAAGAUCCAACAUUUUUUCUGCUAUCAAAGUUAGCCGUCAUGAGAAACUUACAUCAAAUUAUUUUUUAUUAGCAAAAUUAGAAUAAUAAACACAUUUUUCAUUUAUAUUAUAAUCUUGGGGGGCCUUAAAAGAUGUUAACAAGGACCAGAUUUGGCCCACGGGCCUUGAGUUGGACACGAGU
Nematolebias whitei (Rio pearlfish) is the source of this 2272-nucleotide messenger RNA. It is a transcript of the gene aatf, whose product is annotated as apoptosis antagonizing transcription factor. Lineage: Eukaryota; Metazoa; Chordata; Actinopteri; Cyprinodontiformes; Rivulidae. The transcript has a single exon. The record is from RefSeq and is a predicted model, not a curated record. Gene Ontology annotation, cellular component: nucleus; nucleolus. Gene Ontology annotation, biological process: regulation of transcription by RNA polymerase II. The coding region runs from base 79 to 1686 and encodes 535 amino acids.